Biomphalaria glabrata is the source of this 814-nucleotide messenger RNA. RefSeq lists its product as uncharacterized. Bases 211 to 603 code for a protein of 130 amino acids. The transcript is spliced from 4 exons. The record is from RefSeq and is a predicted model, not a curated record. Lineage: Eukaryota; Metazoa; Mollusca; Gastropoda; Planorbidae.
GAUCUAGAUCAUAUAUCGCAUGCAAUCUAGAUCAGUAGAUCCAGUUUCUAACUGCUAAUCUAGAUUUUUUAUUCGGAUCUAGUCUAGAUCUACGAUCUAUUCUAAAAGUUUAGAUCUACAUGAGUUGAGAGUUACCUAUCAAUUUAGGCCAGCGUAGCUUGCGGCCAUCACCACAGAAAAAAACAAUACUUAAAAACAUCGUUGUGUCUAAUGGACCUCAUUCACCAAUCUCUCCUGCUCCAUCCGACAGACUUAGCCAUGAAGUUAGGCCUAGUGCUACAAACCUGUGCCGAGUGCUGGAGACGCCACUGCUCGUGUUUAAAGAGGAAACUCAUCAGUACUAAGUGGCUGGGCCCAGCCCCUAAAAGCAAGUGCUGUGGGAGCGAAGGCUACUGCAACUUCUACUAUGGAGACGGCAAACGGAAGUCCCAAUGCUGGUUCCCUGAUGUUAAUCCAAGUACUGAAAGAGCAAUGGGCGCAGGUAUUAUUCUGGUAACUGUCGCAACUUUAUGCGGACUGCUUUGGUCAUCUAUGUCACCUGUAAGUCUUGACAGAUCAAAGGACUCUUAUGCUAGAAGUGUGAGCCACAAUUACAGUCGUUAAACCGAAUCGCGCCAGUGAUUUUUUGUCUCAUUACUGCUGAAGAAUUAUUAUUAUUUUAAAAUUUAAAUCCCAUUAAUAAAAAUAUUAAUAAAUUUUGUAAUACAUAAUAUUAUAAUUUUUACAGGCUUUUUGUAGUGAGCUUGAAUAUAUAAGGAACUCAGGGUAUUUGAAUUGCAUUGUUUUCACAAAUAAAUAAUUUGUUCAUUCUUCA